UACCACUAUUGACGACAUUCGCUAAUCGCCGUGGUGGCUAGUUUCACAUAGAUGUCAUUCCUGUGGACCCGUCUUAAGCGUAUUGAAUACUUUUCUUAAACCAGCUGCUUAAACGCUCGCAGUGCCAGGGAUACGGAUUCUAAGCCACCACACAAUGUCGGCUCAGGCGCAGAUGAGAGCAUUACUGGACCAGUUAAUGGGGACCUCAAGGGAUGGCGACGAGACACGGCAGAGGGUUAAGUUCACAGAGGACCGGGUCUGCAAAAGCCACCUGCUCAACUGCUGUCCUCAUGACAUCCUCUCAGGAACACGAAUGGACUUGGGUGAGUGCGCCAAGACACAUGACUUUGCUCUUCGGGCUGACUAUGACAUUGCCUCGAAGGAGAGAGACAUGUUCUUUGAACUGGAUGCGGUGGAUCACCUGGAGUCCUUCAUCGCAGAUUGUGACAGGAGGACAGAGCUGGCCAAGAAGAGGCUGGUCGAGACUCAGGAUGAAAUUAGCGCUGAGGUGGCUGAGAAGGCAGAAAAGGUGCACGAGCUGAACGAGGAUAUCGGGAAGUUGUUGGCCAACGCGGAGCAGCUUGGUGCAGAUGGCAAUGUGGAGGAGGCCCAGAAAGUCCUGCAGGAAGUGGAGAAAGUGCGCAACAAGAAAAGAGAUGCAGAGGAUGAGUACCGGAACUCCAUGCCUGCCUCCAGCUUUCAGCAGCAGAAGCUUCGAGUGUGUGAAGUUUGCUCCGCCUACCUGGGACUACAUGACAACGAUCGUCGCCUGGCUGACCACUUUGGCGGGAAGCUUCACCUUGGAUUUAUUCAGAUCCGAGAGAAGCUGCAACAGCUCAAGAAAACAGUCCUGGAGAAGCAAGAAAAGAGGAACCAGGAUCGCCUGAAAAGGAGGGAGGAGAGAGAGAAGGAAGAGAAGAUGUUGAUGAUGAAGAAGAGGACAAGAUCUCCUAGCCAAGAAAAAAAGAGGUCUCGUUCUGGAGAACGCAGGAAACAGCAUUCUCAUUCUCCCUCCCGGGAACAGCAGCGAUCCCACUCAAGGGACCAUGGCGAGAGGGAGAGAGAACGGGAAAGACGGAGGCGACAUCGCAGCCGCUCAGCCAGUAAGGGCAACCGGCAUAGCCGAGAACGUAGUCGAGAUCAGAAACGUCAUUCCAAACACAGUUCGUCCCGUGAUAGGUCAGGUGAUAGGGACAAGAAAAAGUCAUCCUCUUCUCUGAGAUUGGCGUAACAGGAGGACCUGGAGAGUGAAGGAAUCCCCUCCAAUACCAACAUAAUCCUAGAAUUCUCUGGUAGCCCCCGUGGCAUCUUGCCUAUGUUUUUGUUGCAGUUUCAUUUUUGGUAUUGUGUCCUUUUAAAGAGAUACUGCAACAUUAAGAUUUAGUUUGAUAAAAAAAUGUAUACCAUUUGUAUUGCUCUGGAGUUUGGAUGUAAUUGAAGUUAACAUAUUGCUACUACCACAGCAAGUGUUUCUGGAAGCCUUUCUCAAAAAUAGGGAAACUUACAUUUUAAAGUAAGUUAAUUAAAAGUCUUACAAAGUUGUGCAUCGCAAUAAAUAUUUUGUUGAUAAUCAUCAAAAGGUAAAAUCAGUUCUACCUGUUGCAUAAAAAAUCUGUUACCUUUUUUUUUUUUUUUUUUUUACUUUCUAAGACUAAAUUACAAACAGCUUGUGGGUAUUCAUGUCCAUCUCCUUGCCCCUUUGUAUCUCAGUUGUUAUUGCUUGCAACACCAGGGAUGUAUGUAUGAUUCCCACGGGUGGUUCGUAGAAAAAAAGUUUCAAAAUUCAUGCUCCUCACUACUGGAAGCCUGUUAAAUAUUUAAAAAGUAAUGUUUAUUGAGUAAGGACACCAACAAUAAUGCUAACUUCAGGUACAUUCAGAUGACAUUAACACUUUGUCCAUGAGUUUACCUGAAGUAGUGGGAGAAGAAUAAACACUAAAAUCUAAAUCUUACAGUAUCACUUUAAACGUCCAUGCAGUAAAUUCAUCGCAUGGGAACUCAGAUUUCAAUCUGAGGGGAAAUCUGAAAACAUAAUUGUUUUUUGUACAUUUAUACACACCGUUAUGUAUUUAAAUUAUAUGUAGUGGUUUCAAUACCCAACUGUCCUGAAAUUAUGAAUAAAGCAACAGAACAGAUUAAUUGGUGUUGAUUUUAAGUAACUAUUUGUUUAUUACAGGUCAUAGACAUAAAAGAUGUUAUGUUUGCCAGACCUGGUGGAAAAUGAUUUGGCAGAGAUGUUUUGACACUGGGCAAGAGAAAUUCUGGAUUCAAUUAUUGCCACAUUAUUGCCACAUUAGUGAAGACCAUGUUUUCAGAAAAUUCUGCAUAUGUCAGCUCAGUUGAAAAUUACCUUUCUAUUGUGGAAUUCUCACUUUUGUGAAAUUUGGGCUUUUCAUUUUGUUUGUUUUCAAAUAUUUCUUUAUUCAACACUAAUAAAGACUGAUGAAGUCCUA
Molecule: messenger RNA, 2453 nt
Organism: Esox lucius (northern pike)
Lineage: Eukaryota; Metazoa; Chordata; Actinopteri; Esociformes; Esocidae
Product: putative RNA-binding protein Luc7-like 1
Exons: 10
Coding region: 155-1231 (358 amino acids)
Biological process (GO): mRNA splice site recognition
Cellular component (GO): U2-type prespliceosome; U1 snRNP
Molecular function (GO): mRNA binding
Source: RefSeq, a predicted model, not a curated record